AUGGAACUUCCCUCCAACUUCAUUGCUUGUUUUCUUUUCCUGGCUUUUAUCUCAGCUUUGAUCAAGAGACGCAAGAGACCAAAAGCAGCCCAGAAGCUGCCACCAUCUCCAUGGAAGCUACCUUUAGUGGGACAUAUGCAUCAUUUGUUAGGUUCCCCACCCCAUCGUGCCCUUGCAAAAUUAGCUCAGAAACAUGGACCUCUGAUGCACCUUCAGUUGGGAGAGAUUUCUUCAGUCGUGGUGUCAUCUCCACGUUUAGCUAGAGAGAUUAUGAAAACUCAUGAUCUUGCCUUUGCAGAUAGGUCGGAGCUUCUGGCAACAAAGAUUGUUUGCUACAACAAUACAAACAUUGCUGGCUCCCCAUACGGUGCAUAUUGGAGACAAAUGCGGAAAAUAUGCAACAUGGAACUCCUUGGUGCUGAAAAAGUUCGAUCGUUUGGCUCAAUCCGCCAAGAUGAGGCUUUGCAUCUCAUUUCAUCUAUCAGCGCUGCAGCUAAAGCUGGAGUCCCAAUCAAUUUAACAAGAAAACUGUCCACAUACACGAGCUCCAUGGUUUUCAGAGCAGCAUUUGGGAAAGCAUGCAGACACCACAAGGACACAUUCUUGCAGGUACUGAAGGAAGCACUACCCCUAGUAAGUUCCUUUGGUGUUUCUGAUCUUUUCCCGUCAUACAAGAUUCUUCAUUCCUUUAGUUGGGUGAUGGAUAAAUUCGCCAAGGUGCACCAAAAGAUUGAUGUAAUCUUCGACAACAUAAUUGCUGAGCAUGUUGAGAACCUAGCGAGAACAAAUAAGGGCAUGGGAGAGUCCGGGGAUGAAGAUCUAAUUGAUGUUCUACUCAGAAUAAAAGAUAGUUAUGACCUUCAAGUUCCAAUUACCAACAAUAACAUCAAAGCUGUUUUGAUUGAUAUAUUCUCAGCGGGAACUGAAACUGCAUCCUCAACAGUGGAAUGGGCUAUGGCUGAGAUGAUCAGAAAUCCACAUGCGUUGGCUAAGGCUCAGAGUGAAAUAAGGAAAGCCUUUAUGGGAAAGGCAACGAUAACUGAAGAAACGGAUCUUCAGGAAUUGAAAUAUCUAAAGAUGGUCAUCAAAGAAACUUUAAGAAUGCACCCUACUGGAGCAAUUUUAGUUCCUAGAGAGUGUAGGGAAGAAUGUGAAAUAGAUGGAUACCUCAUCCCAGUCAAAACAAGAGUCGUAGUUAAUGCUUGGGCACUGGGAAGGGACCCUGAGUAUUGGGAUGAUCCAGAGAGUUUUAGACCUGAGAGAUUUGAAAACAAGUUUGUUGAUUUUGCUGGAACUCAUUUCGAGUAUCUCCCGUUUGGUGCAGGAAGGAGGAUUUGCCCAGGAAUCUCAUUUGGUUUAGCCAAUAUUGAGCUUCCAUUAGCUCUUUUGCUUUACCAUUUUGACUGGAAACUGCCGGAUGGAUUUAACUCCAAUGAUUUAGACAUGAGCGAGAAUGGGGGAUUAGCUGCCUCAAGAAAACACAGCCUUUGCUUGCUGGCCUCCUUGCAUGGUCCUGCCCUUGAUAUGGCGUGCCAAACUCCAACAAGAGAUUGA
Coffea eugenioides is the source of this 1554-nucleotide messenger RNA. RefSeq names its product cytochrome P450 71D7-like. The coding region runs from base 1 to 1554 and encodes 517 amino acids. The record is from RefSeq and is a predicted model, not a curated record. NCBI's taxonomy places the organism in Eukaryota, Viridiplantae, Streptophyta, Magnoliopsida, Gentianales, Rubiaceae. Gene Ontology annotation, molecular function: oxidoreductase activity, acting on paired donors, with incorporation or reduction of molecular oxygen; monooxygenase activity; iron ion binding. The transcript has 2 exons.